AUGGACGAAGCCGUGAUCGAAGCCUUGCCCGAGGGACGAAAAUUCCUCUCCGUAGAGGAUUUCGGCACUAGCGCCUGGACUAUCACUGGAAGAAUCAUGGCGUUGGAACCUGACGGCACUGAAAAGGCGUACUUCUUGAAAGUAGCGUAUAGCGAACACGGUCGAAUCAUGUUCAACGACGAGUGGGAAUCUUCCAGGGAGAUAUACAAGCUCAUGCCUGACUUCAUUCCUGAGCCCUUCGGCUUUGGAAAGUACAAAGUCGAGAACCCUGCCACGUACUUCUACCUGUCCGAGUUUGUGGAUAUGGAUGUAACGACGGCGCCGCCGCCCGACGAGUUCACUGCAAGGCUAGCAGCCAUGCACAGAGACAGCCAGUCUCCCACUGGCAACUUUGGCUUCCAGGUUGCUACCUGCGAUGGAAAGAUGGCCCAUACAGUAGAUUGGCAGGAGAGCUGGGCAGAUUCUCUACCGAAAGCUGUUCCUCGGCAUGUGCAAGUUGAAUCUAGAGACCAACGGGCCAUGGCCUGA
Mytilinidion resinicola is the source of this 528-nucleotide messenger RNA. RefSeq lists its product as uncharacterized. NCBI's taxonomy places the organism in Eukaryota, Fungi, Ascomycota, Dothideomycetes, Mytilinidiales, Mytilinidiaceae. The coding region runs from base 1 to 528 and encodes 175 amino acids. The record is from RefSeq and is a predicted model, not a curated record. The transcript has 3 exons.